AUGCUCCCUGCAAAUUAUUUCCGAGCUAUGCCCGGCGCAAAACGAAAACCUCUACAGAUCCUCAUCAUGACAACCUCUCCACCGCUCAAGCCCCCAUCAUGCGCCGUUUCCACCCUUCAGCCCUCGCGGGCAUCUGUUCUACCCCCCCAAAACGAUUCUGUUCUUCAUCGCGCACCAUCCAAAGGUAUCAAAGCUCCCAAAUGGCAUCUUACGUCCCCUCUCCGCGCCGAUACGAAAAUAAGACUUGGUUAUGGUGCUUCUAUCAAUUCAUCCGAACUUCUUGGUCGUCGAGUGCUUGAUGUUCUAAAUGAUAGCUCAGGACGCCCUGUUACUCUUCACGAGCCGACCUUGGCUUCAUACAUCAUUAACAGCCCGCGACAGGCCACACCGAUCUAUCCCCACCAUGCGAAUACCAUCGUGUCGCUCCUCGAUUUAAACCUUUCCCGGCCUGGCGAAGAAGAAUACGACACAGAUCCCAAUCAUCCAACGGAGCCGUUUGAGAUAUUUGAGGCUGGUACGGGAAUGGGGAGCUUGACGCUACACCUCGCUCGUGCUCUUCAUGCAGCAAAUCCAGCUGUACCUCCAAGCCUGCGUAACACCCUCUGCACGGCACGGUACAGGACCGAUGGGUUUGGUCUUGAUCUUGCCGAUGAGGACCAGGCUGCCCUCGACUCUUACCGGUCCAGCCGUCGCGCCGUGUUGCAUACCCUUGACCGUAACGUUAAACACUCGCGCGCAGCACAUAAACUAAUUCGCCACUUCCGCCGCUCUUUGUACUUCCCUACUAUAGACUUCCAUGUGGGCUCCAUAGACGAGUAUAUCUCGUCCCGUCUGGCAGAGACGGACAACCGGCCUUUCUUGUCUCAUGCAAUCCUCGACCUCCCUUCCGCUCACGACCACGCUUCCCAGGUUAUUCAAGCCCUCCACCCUAACGGCCUUCUUGUCAUCUUCACACCCUCCAUUAGUCAAAUCGCUGAGUUCCAAACUUGGGUUGCUCGCACAGGACAGCCCAUGCGUCCCGAGAGGGUCAUUGAACUUGAGGUUUCGACGACGGCCGACGGUGUUCUCGAUUCUGGUGGUGGCAAGGAGUGGGAUGUUAAAACCGUGAUUCCUAGAGAAAACCCUGAAGGCGCUGCAGUACAGGUGAUGCGACCCAAGGUGGGUGAGCGAGUCACUGGUGGUGGGUUUGUAGCUGUUCUCCGGCGAUGGCCUGUUGAUCGGAUACGCUCGCAAAUUGAGUCCUCCACACAGGAGAGUCCUUCUGAAGUUGAGCCCGAAUUUGAGGAUGGGGUAGUUUGUGAAGCUGAGGGCACCGUGGAGGCUGAGCCAGCGAAGACUGAAUGA
Messenger RNA from Fusarium subglutinans, 1344 nucleotides. RefSeq names its product tRNA (adenine-N(1)-)-methyltransferase. Gene Ontology annotation, cellular component: tRNA (m1A) methyltransferase complex. The transcript is spliced from 3 exons. The record is from RefSeq and is a predicted model, not a curated record. NCBI's taxonomy places the organism in Eukaryota, Fungi, Ascomycota, Sordariomycetes, Hypocreales, Nectriaceae. Gene Ontology annotation, biological process: tRNA methylation. Bases 1 to 1344 code for a protein of 447 amino acids.